Messenger RNA from Nasonia vitripennis (jewel wasp), 5280 nucleotides. It is a transcript of the gene glu, whose product is annotated as structural maintenance of chromosomes 4. Gene Ontology annotation, molecular function: ATP binding; protein binding; ATP hydrolysis activity. The transcript is spliced from 9 exons. Gene Ontology annotation, biological process: mitotic chromosome condensation. Gene Ontology annotation, cellular component: chromosome. Lineage: Eukaryota; Metazoa; Arthropoda; Insecta; Hymenoptera; Pteromalidae. The record is from RefSeq and is a predicted model, not a curated record. The coding region runs from base 488 to 4810 and encodes 1440 amino acids.
GAACGCAAAUUAAUUUGGCAAAGGAAUCUUUAAAAUAUUUGUCGACGCAAAAACGGAGCUCGAUAGAAGUUCAAAACUGGACUCACGCGCGUGUCCGCCAUUGCGCUCGCGAAAAUAAUCGUUAAUUUUCAAAUGUUUCAAUGAGCGCGUCGCUUUGCCCGCCACUUCGGUUUGCUGCUGGUGCUUGUGUACAAUCUCCAUAGCAUGUUAUAAUCAGUGAUUGAGAUUUCAGUGGCUGGUAAUUAGCACGGCUCGUGUCAACUAUUGUGUGUGCUCCUCUGUUUUAUACUGCUUAAAUAAUCGAGGGUCAAUGUAUGAUUCCUGCGCCGACACGCUAGCUUGGAAAUGUCAAAAUUUCUAACCUCCGUGGUGGUCGAAUAUUUACAUCCUUUGUUAUGUACAUGUGUGAUAGGGAAAUCGGAGUGCUUGAUUAAAAGACUGAAAUAGUGGAAGUGAUUAUUGUAUUUGUCCAUCAAUUAUAGUGAAAAUGAGUUCUGAAAAGCAGCCAAACAAUAAGGACUCCGAUGAUGAGAUGGAGGUUGAUGCUCCACAACAGGAAGCGGAGGACAGUGGGGACGAUGACAAUGGUUGGAGGGUAGCUGAUGAUAUAUACAUUCCACCUCCACCGCAGAUUUUUGGAGAAUAUGAUACAAAGGGACCAAGGUUAAUGAUUGUCAAAAUAAUGGCAACCAAUUUCAAAAGUUACGCUGGCACGAUUGAGAUUGGGCCAUUUCAUAAGUGCUUCUCAUCUAUUGUUGGACCAAAUGGAAAUGGCAAAAGUAAUGCAAUAGAUUCUAUGCUUUUUGUGUUCGGUUAUCGUGCCAAUAAGAUCAGAACAAAGAAAGUUGCUGAACUUAUUCAUAAUUCCAAUGAACACCCAAAUUGUUCCAGUUGCACAGUUGCAGUUCAUUUUCAACAAAUCAUAGAUAAGCCAGGGCAAGAUUAUGAUGUUGUGCCAAACAGUGAGUUUGUGAUUUCAAGAACAGCAUUUCGGGACAGUACUGCAUUUUAUGAGCUUAAUGGAAAGAAAGUACAGUUUAAGCAAAUUGCACAAUUGUUGCGAUCUCAUCAUGUGGAUCUGGAUCAUAACAGAUUCUUAAUUUUACAAGGAGAAGUAGAGCAAAUAGCUUUAAUGAAACCCAAAGGUCAAAAUGAAGGAGAUACUGGGAUGUUGGAAUUUCUCGAAGAUAUCAUUGGUACUAAACGAUAUAAGGAGCCAUUAGAAAAAUUAUUUCAAAGAGUAGAGAUGCUCUCUGAAGUGCGCGAAGAGAAAAUGCGUCGGCUGAAAGUUGUUGAAAAGGCCAAAUCAGAAUUAGAAGGACCUAUGCAAGAGGCUGUUCAGUAUUUAAAAGCAGAAAAUACUAUAGUUAAAUUACAGCAUAAAUAUUAUCAAUCCAAAAGACAUGAAACUUCAGAACAAUUGACUACAGAAGAAGAAGGUAAAAAAGAGUUGGACGAAGACUAUAAUAAGCUUAUGGAAGAAAUGAAAAAUGUGCAGAAGGAAAAAGAUGAAAAAACGAAAGAUUUUAAAGAGAAGUCAAAAAAGUGGGACAAGCUGCAACAACAAAAAGACACUUUAUCGGCUAAGUUUGACGAAAUAAGAAAAAAAGAUGAAGCACUAUUUGCCGAAUCGGUAGCCACGAAUAAAAGACGAAAAGACAACAUAAGCACUGUUAAAAAUGAAAAAGCUAAACUUGAAGAUUUGCAAAGACUACCGGCCAAAAAUGCAAAGGACAUCGAAGAAUGUGAGCGUCUUCAAGAGAAGUACUUGGCAGAACGAGAAAAAGAGGAAGCUGCUUUGGCAACGCUAAUGAGUGGACUAAAAGAAAAAACUGAACCCCUAAUGAAAAAACGUUCAAAACUCGAAAAAGAACUAGUAUCACAAAGAAAAGACGUGGACGAGGCCAAAUCGACGUAUGAUAUUGCCAAAUCGAAGUUAGACCUUUAUACAUCAGAGGAGCAGAGCGAGAAGAACAAAUUGGAGAGAUUACAGGAGUCAGUGAAAAUAACAAGCGAGAGGUUGGCCGAGUGCAAAACAAAACUAGUUAAAAUAGAGCCUAAGAUUCCGGCGACGGAGAAGAGUUUACAAGGAGCUCAGCACGAGUUGAACGAGCUCAAAACUCGCGAAAACGAAGCUAACAUGCGGCUGAGGAACACGCGGGUGAAGUUCGACGAGCAAAAGUCAGCGAUGAAUGAUGGCAGGUCCAGAAAUCAUAUACUCAAUUCGCUCAUGCGAGAGAAGCGAGAAGGUCGUCUGCCCGGUAUUUUUGGAAGAUUGGGUGACCUUGGCGCGAUUGAUGCCAAAUUCGACGUAGCUGUCUCAACGGCUUGCGGACCUCUAGACAACAUUGUUGUUGAUACUGUUGAUACGGCUACUAAGUGCAUUCAGUAUCUGCGUGACAAUAAUAUUGGUCGUGCUACCUUUAUCGCCUUGGAGAAACAGCAACGUUUCGCUCAACAGUGCCGUGAAAAAAUACGCACACCCGAGAACGUUCACAGGCUAUUUGACCUGAUCAAAGUCGAAGAUGAGCGAGUGCUACCUGCCUUCUAUUAUGCACUACAGAAUACUCUUGUAGCGAAUGAUAUAGAUCAGGCCAGUCGGAUUGCCUAUGGAGCUCAGCGUCAUCGAGUUGUCACGUUGAAGGGUGAGUUAAUCGAGACAUCGGGUACGAUGAGCGGUGGUGGACGUCAAGUAGCAAGAGGGCGCAUGGGUCAGAAAGUCGCUCGAAGCGAACCCACGGCUCAUGACAUAGAAAAACUCCAAAAAGAGUUAGACUUGGUGUUUGAAGAAUAUAAUCAAAUCAAAGCCAAACAGCCACCCUUAGAAAACCAAAUACAUACACUUAGCAUGGCUUUAAAAGAUAUGGUUAUGGAUAGGGACAAGUUGAAAGUAGAGAUCAAUCAGCUCAGCGUAGAAGAACCCAAUUUACGCAAGCAACUGAAGGAACAAGAGAAGAAGGCCCUCUCGUCUAUCUGCGAUCCAGCUAAGGUUCGACAGCUGACGAAAGUUGUUGAAGAAGCCGAUAAGAAGCUUAAAACUGCUGCGGAAGGUUCCAAGGAAACGGAGGACGAAGUUUCUAGGAUAAACCAGGAGAUAGAGGAGAUAUCCGGUGGCCGAGUCAAAGAACAGCAGAAGAAGAUCGCAACUCUGACGAAAAACAUUGACAAGACCAAGGGAGAAAUCUGCAGGCUGCAAGUAGCUAUCAAGACCGCCGAAAGAAACGCUAAAAAAAUAGAGCAACGAAUUGAAACUUUGGAGGAGGAAAUUAAGAAUUGCGAGCAAAGGAUUCGCGAUAUUCAAAAGGAGAAAUCAGAGUUCGAACAGGUUGGCAAAGAAAUAAUGGACGAGCUAAAGACGCUAAAUGAGGAGUUGGCGGAGAGAGACGAACUAGCUGGAACACUGAAAACGGAAUUGGAGAAGCUGCAGUCUCGGGAGGGCAAGAUGAAGGCUGUGAAAAUUGACCUAGACCAAAAACUAAGCGAAAAAAACAAAGUGCUAAAAGAACUGCAACAACGCGUACCAGAGUUAACAAGGUCAAUACAGAGCUUAAAACUUCAAGAGAUUCCCAACGAAGAAAAGGAAACGCUGACGGAGCUGACGAAAGAAGAGCUUGAUGAGUUGGACAGCAAGGCUAUUGCAGCUCAAGUGCACAAGGCCAAGGAGAAGCUCCCUAAGGAGAUACCAAAUAUGCAGAUAAUUGAACAAUACAAGGAGCAGAACGACUUAUACAUAAAAAGAUCCGAGAAACUGCAAAAGAUUACGGAAGAAAGGAACAAAAUGCGCGAGACGUAUAAUGUAGCGGUACGAAAACGGAUGCAAGAGUUCAACGACGGUUUUAAUCUUAUCACUGGCAAACUGAAGGAGAUGUAUCGAAUGAUUACCUUAGGUGGCGAUGCUGAGUUGGAACUCGUGGAUUCUUUGGAUCCGUUCAGCGAAGGUAUCGUAUUUAGUGUGCGACCGCCCAAAAAAUCUUGGAAAUAUAUACAGAAUCUGAGUGGUGGUGAAAAAACUCUCAGCUCAUUGGCCCUCGUAUUCGCCCUACAUCACUACAAGCCCACGCCGGUCUACUUUAUGGAUGAAAUCGACGCCGCUUUGGAUUUUAAAAAUGUAUCAAUUGUCGCGAGCUAUAUUAAAGAACGCACGAAAAAUGCCCAGUUCAUCGUCAUUUCGCAUAGAUCGGACAUGUUCGAACUUGCGGAUUACCUCGUUGGCAUUUACAAAAUAUUUAACUGCAGUAAAUGUGCAGUACUCGAUGUCAAAAAGUUCAAUUUGAAGGUCGGAAUAGCUGAGACCAACAACAAUCAAAACAAUCGUGAGACAAGACCGCAGUUCUUCUCGCAGCCAAACCCAGUUAUUCAAGCGCUUAAUGCCAAUACCGAUAAUCGAACGUCUGAGCUUGCUCCACCACGACCUCCAGUAAUUCCUGCUACUUGUCCGGAGAACAUUAAUAGGCCAGUCGAAAAUAAUGAUGCUAAUGAAAAUCAGGAGAACGAAAAUGAAGCUAAUUUAAGUUUGAGAUUAGGGGACGUGAGCUUACCAGCCACACCAGUGAAGACACCGGCACCUUCAAAAAAGAGAAAAGCGGAUAAAACACCGACGCCAACGCGACAAAAGUCUUCGCGGAAAAGCGUCGAAAAGGAAUUGCAGCAAGUUUCCGAGGCUCUCGAAAACAUACAGUCAAAGGUAACAAAAACACCGUUAGUAGCCGAAAGACCACUAAGGAGAACGCCAAGAAAUUUGAAAAAGGAGAAAACCUCUGAUGAACCAGCAAGUGAAGGAGCUUCGCUACGAAAACGUCGGCGACAAUGAAAUUAUGAAGCUACCGCGAACAAAUAUUUAGUUCUAAUGCAAUCAGACGCCAAUCUGAUAAGUGUAUAAAGCAAUAUUUUUCACAUAUUUUAUGCGAUACUAUAUCGACAAUAUGUACGAUAUUAGUAAAAUACGACGUUAGCAAAAUAUAUUGAUAAGGAUAGAAAAACGAUAUGUAAAUACAUUUUUAUUUUGUAAUACACCAGUGCUAUUUGUACAAUCGAGCCUCGAAAAACGGGCUUAAAAACAAUCAUAUUAUUUGUAAGAAAAAUAUUAAAUAAGACUUUAGACGUUUAAAAAAAUUAUAAAAUAUAUGAACUAUGUUAGAGAGGAUUCUAAUUUUUUCUCAAAAAUCGUUUGUAAAAAACGCAACGAAAGUAUGUAAUCAACAAUAUGUUAGUUAAUGUGAAAAAUGAAAUGGGCACUUGUAUUUUAAAUAUAAUAUGUGUACAAUAAAUUGUCUUUUACAA